Letharia columbiana is the source of this 765-nucleotide messenger RNA. RefSeq lists its product as uncharacterized. Lineage: Eukaryota; Fungi; Ascomycota; Lecanoromycetes; Lecanorales; Parmeliaceae. Bases 1 to 765 code for a protein of 254 amino acids. Gene Ontology annotation, molecular function: dynein intermediate chain binding. The transcript is spliced from 5 exons. Gene Ontology annotation, biological process: microtubule-based movement. Gene Ontology annotation, cellular component: cytoplasm; cytoplasmic dynein complex. The record is from RefSeq and is a predicted model, not a curated record.
AUGAGCUCUUACUUCCUCAACUUUACCACGUUUGAUAUCCAACUUUGGCCGCCUCCACCGAAGAUAGACCCGAAAGUCUUCGCUGAGUACGCCCUGAAUCCUUCGUUGCUGGUGCCCUUACUGCUGGUCUACCACACCUUCACUUCAAUAGUGCUACAAGCCCAAAACUUCCGCGACUACCCAGGACGACGUGAUUCUGUCUGGUAUCAGGUCUGUUUUGGUCAUUUGUUCGUGCUGGAGCUUUUCAUGAUACGUCUGCUCCUCGUCUACCAGAAGCAUUGUUCGCUGUCGGAGAACAUCCACCUACUGGUGUUUGCCGUAGAUGGUACAACCAACGCAGCGACCUUGGAGAAUUUGUCACGCCUAGCAUCGAAACCUGGUGUCCAAUCCACCCUCAUUCUCUCCAAAUCUGACGGCUCUAUCAUUCGCAGCACUGGGCUUCUUGCUGGAUCGUCAUCCUCGUCUUCACGAGACCUAUCCGUUGGGAAUGGUUCAAGCCAUGAUGGUUCCGUAGAGCCGGUGGAUGCAAUAAGAACUGGGAUUGCUUAUCCUAGCAGCACAAAAGAUGACAAGAAAGGUCACAGUGCAGAGGACAUUGCACGAAUGGUAUUUGCGUUUGUGGCAGGAGCAAAGGCAUUCACAGAGGGCAUGGACACGUCGGAUGAAGUCAAACUCCUUCGGUUGAGGACACGCAAGACUGAGAUAGUCAUUGUCCCGGAUGCGAAGUUUCUACUCGUUGUCAUACAUGAUACUCCGCCAGCUUAG